GAUAAGCUACGGUCUCACCUCGAGUUCGGCUGAUGUACGUUGAUAAAAACAUUACCAACGCUACUUGUAGAUAAGAUUAAAAUCCAACCAUGCCUAGCCCUAUUCCGCCAGUCCACCGUCAGUCAAGUGCCACGAACGAAACGGUGAAACCUGUUACGCAUUCGGGGACGAGAGCGUCCAUUCAAUACCGGUGAAAACGAACUAGCCACAGUUCGAUCUGUUCGCUGCAAGAAGCAACUUAUUGUACGUACGAUGAGUGAAGAAACUGCAGCACCAACCAGCACGCCGGAGGCCGUUUGCGAAGCGAAAAUUCUAUUUCGCCAACUAAAACCAUUCCCCGUGAUCGACGAGAAUAACAAUUUUAAAAUUGAAACCGAACACUUUAUAGAAUCGUCCAAUCAAAUCAUCGCUGCGAUCGCAUGUUUCGGAAAGUUGUUCUCUCCCAUCGUUAGAGAUAUGCGCCAAAAUGUGCAGAAAAUAACGGAUAAAUACAAACAGAACGAAACGUUGUUCAAGUACUUGGAGGAUUUGAUUCUAAAGGACAAGGAUGGCAACGAUGUUCCGUUUGACACUGUGACGGAUGGUUUGCUGUGGCUGAAAAGAGCGUUCGAAAUGAUAGAACAAUUCUUUCACAAUCUGCUCCAAGACGAGACAUGCAGCGAACAGGUGAAACCACACCUUAAAAAGGCGUACGACCAAUGUUUGCUGCCGUUUCAUGGAUUUGUGGCACAGAAAGCGUAUCAGCUGCUGCAAUUAUAUUUACCAACGCGAUCAUCGCUUCUCGGGACGGCGGAAUCCAAUGCGGAUAAUUUGAAGGCACUCGGAGAAUUUUUAGUGCUGUUUCGUGCCAAUUUGGAUCAUCUUAAUGAAUUCUACACCAAGCAUGAGUUACAUAGAACUUACAAAGCGUAA
Anopheles moucheti is the source of this 912-nucleotide messenger RNA. RefSeq lists its product as uncharacterized. Lineage: Eukaryota; Metazoa; Arthropoda; Insecta; Diptera; Culicidae. The transcript is spliced from 5 exons. The coding region runs from base 253 to 912 and encodes 219 amino acids. The record is from RefSeq and is a predicted model, not a curated record. Gene Ontology annotation, biological process: intermembrane lipid transfer; ceramide transport. Gene Ontology annotation, cellular component: cytosol; membrane; cytoplasm. Gene Ontology annotation, molecular function: ceramide 1-phosphate binding; ceramide 1-phosphate transfer activity.